Molecule: messenger RNA, 2326 nt
Organism: Durotheca rogersii
Lineage: Eukaryota; Fungi; Ascomycota; Sordariomycetes; Xylariales; Xylariaceae
Product: MFS general substrate transporter
Exons: 2
Coding region: 441-2246 (601 amino acids)
Biological process (GO): transmembrane transport
Cellular component (GO): membrane
Molecular function (GO): transmembrane transporter activity
Source: RefSeq, a predicted model, not a curated record
AUACUGGUUCGGGUGUGAAGAACACGUGCUCAGCUUCGGGGUAAACCUCGGGGGAGCCGUCUAGCCGCCGUGUUAGUUCCAUUUCUGGGUCUCGAGGCAGGGCGAGAUCCCGGUUGGUGGCCAGCUUCGGUUCACUUAUCAUGACUCCGUUUGAACCCCGUGAUGGGUGACAUCCCGUGAGUCGAGCUCUACUUCUUAGCCAUUCACGUCGCGAUGAAUCACGGUGGAGCGGAACCCCUCCCUAUGCACCUCGAACUUAGGGCUACGACGACGUCUCCGGUUAGUCUCCGAUUGUUACCUAAAAAACUUCCUUGCCACAAGUCCACAUUCGAUCACGAUGUCUCGACGAGAUAUAAGUAGGCGGGCAACGUUGGCUAUUACCUACCUAACAUUGUCGCCGGAAGAGAAGUUGUAAUCCUCGAGGAGAAGUUUUCUUCACCAUGGAACAGGACGCUCUACGGCGGCUGGCUGAGGCCGAGCGCUUCCCCGACGUCGGUGUCUCGACACCGUACUUGGCGUUAGGGGCUGAAGCUUUUCCCUCUGGACUGGCUUCGCCAGACCCUCUGCUGGGCCCCCGGAGCGACGACUAUUUCCCCCUCGACCGUGUUGCUCUUGCUCAGGCUCUGAGCCGGACCCAGAACCAAAUCGAGAUACAGACGCGGACUGAAGAUAUAACCGACCAUGGCUGCGGUGCCGUUCUGCCUGAUCCGAUGCUCGAACUCAGCGCCAUCCGGAGCCGGCGUCAGGAUAGCGCCGUGCCUGGAGCCCCGGACGAAGAGGCCGGCAUCGUUUCACAGCACCAGGGCCGGCCGCCCGAGUUACCAAACCUCGCCGCCGAGAUCGUCUUUGUGCUCGUCUGCACGGCUAGUCAGUUCAUAUUCGCCCUCAUGUAUGGUCAUGGCACCAUCACGCAAACCCCGUUACGCGACGCGCUAGGCCUCCCGCCGACGCAGACACCUUGGCUUAUGGGUUCCGCGUUGCUGGCGACCGGCCUGUCCGUCAUCAUCGCCGGCUCCCUCGCCGACCUAGCUGCCCCCAAGCCCAUGAUGGUGGGCGCCUUCCUGUGGUCGAGCGUGUGGCACGCCGUGGCGGCGGGCGCGAUAUCGCCGCGGCUGAAGGUGCUCUAUUUCAUCGCACGCGCCAUGCAGGGGCUGUCGACGGGCGUGCUCGCAUCCGCGUCCAUGAGCAUCCUCGGACGCGUCUACAAGCCGGGCGUCCGCAAGACACGCGUCUUCUCGUUGAUGGCCGCCGGUGCCCCUUUCGGCUUCUGGGUCGGCUGCGUGCACGGGGGCGGCUUGAGCGCCCACCUGCCGUGGGUCUUCGGCAGCACAGCUAUAUUCUUAGCCCUAAUCGCCUUUGCUGCGCAGUUGAGCUUGCCCGAUCUAAGCCCCGCCAAGGACAGUCACGACGUCGAUGCACCCUCGUUGCGCCAAUUCGACUACGUCGGUGCGGCGCUUUCCUCCGUCGGCUGCGGCCUCGUCCUUUUCGGACUCACACAGGGCUCGUCGGCCCAUUGGAACCCGUACACCUACUCGCUCAUAAUCGUGGGGCUUGCGAUGUUCGUCGCGUUUGCUUUCGUCGAACGGCGUGUUGUUCGGCCGUUAAUUCCGAACGAUCUCUGGAAGACCCCUGGGUUUGCGGCCCUAUUAAUAGCGUAUUUCCUAGGGUUCGGAGGUUUUGCCGGUGCAUGGCAGUUUUACGCUGUCCAAUUCUGGCAGCGGUACCAAGGGGCAACCCCCCUUACCGUUGCUCUAUACAUCUUGCCUAAUGGUAUUGUAGGUAUACUAGCGGCGUGGAUCGUGUCCAAGACCUUGCACGUAUUCCCAGGUCACUGGAUCUUCCUGGCGAGCAUGAUAUGCUUUGCCAUGGGUCCCGUGUUCUUCCUCCCACAGACGCCUGAAACGUCGUACUGGACACUGUCGCUUCCCGGCGUUGCUUUGGCCACGUUCGGGCCUGAUAUGAGCUUCGCGGCGGCAGCCAUCUUCAUCACGUCUAGUGUGCCGCGGUCGUACCAGGGCUCCGCUGGCGCGCUACUCGUCACGGUACAGAACCUAAGCUCGGCCAUCAUAACGUCGGUAUCGGACUCGAUUGGCGUUAGGGUUGAGCAGUUGCCAACGGGCGAGGUGGGGCUCCAAGGGCUGAAGGCCAUAUGGUGGUUCGGGUUGGGCUGUACGCUGACGGGAGCGCUGAUCACGGCGACUAUGGUGCGGAUCCCUAAGGCGGAGGAGAAGGAACACGUACAUUGAAAGGGAGCCUAAAGCAGUGUGUAAAUAUGACAGGAUGUGUCCAGCUAUGCGUCUAUGGACGUAUUAAGUGGAAGUCUGGG